Messenger RNA from Dichomitus squalens LYAD-421 SS1, 2229 nucleotides. RefSeq lists its product as uncharacterized. The transcript is spliced from 5 exons. Lineage: Eukaryota; Fungi; Basidiomycota; Agaricomycetes; Polyporales; Polyporaceae. Bases 1 to 2229 code for a protein of 742 amino acids. The record is from RefSeq and is a predicted model, not a curated record.
AUGAGCCUUGUCGCAUAUUACAUGGACGAUGGACGACCGAUCUCACAGGCGUCCCUACAGGCAGGCGAAAGGGAAUAUGAUACUCCUUCCCAAGAGCCGUCCCUCAAUGUCAGGGAGCUCCGGGAGGAACUUCGACAAGAACUAGAAGAGGAAUUCACCGCCGAACGAAAAGCAGAUGUGUGGAGGUCCUAUGCCGAAGCCGUGAAGACUCACCACGAUGAAUUGGUAGAGAGGUGGCAGGCCGAAAUGGACAACAUCCUCAUCUACGCUGGUUUGUUCUCUGCAGUUCUCACCGGAUUCAACGUCCAGUCUUACCAGCUCCUCCUUCCGACAAUUGUGGAUCCAUCUCUCGCUGUCCUCCAACAAAUCUCACAGCAACUGAGCAGCUUUUCUCUCGGCCCGUCCUUCGUCAACUCGACCCAUCCAGCUCGACCUGUAGAUCAGAUCCAGCCUCCAUUUCAUGCGCCAACGUCAGCGAUCCUGAUCAACGCGCUAUGGUUCCCGAGCCUCAUUUUCAGCCUCGCUUCCGCGUCCAUCGCACUAAUGGUCAAGCAGUGGUUGCACGACAUCUCCGUCGGGCUUUCUGGGACCUCUCCGCGAGAUGCGCGACGCCGCCAGUAUCGCCAUAACUCCCUACGGACGUGGCAAGUGGGAAUCAUUGUCCUCAUCCCGUCUAUACUCCUGCAACUCGCCCUUGUCAUGUUCCUUUCAGGCUUGCUGGCACUCCUUUGGACGCUCCACCGCACCGUCGCUAUCGUCGGAACCAUUCUGAUUGGCAUGCUUUUCCUGUUUCUCGUCAUUGUCGUGACGCUACCACUAUUUCGGUGGGACUGCUGCUACCGCACUCCGCAAGCGCAGGCGAUCUACGUCAUGGCCCGUCAGGUACUUCGCAGCACAAGCCAUGUCCUACGCUUCUGCGGUGGCUUGCUGCGUAGCCUGCUAGGCAUCCGCAUCGUCUCGUUCCUCAGGCGCAUCCCGUCUCCACUGAGGAUCAUAGACAAGAUGCCCACCUGGAGAGGGCGAGAAGAGAGGCAUCUAUCCAGUGCUGCCCAAGCGCUCGACUGCAGUACCGCUGUUAUGGCCUUCACGACCACCUACGACUUCACCUACCUCCACACAUUGCAUGUUGUCCUCCCUAUGCAGCACUUCAAACACUGCUUUAAUGACAUCGUCGCCGCACACAAAGAACAAUGGGGCACAGAGCCAUACAUGACCGACCGCUUCCGAACGACGGUCCUCGCGCGCCCGCUCCUGUACGCAAUACGCUGCAUAUACACUGCGGCAGUUAGGCCUAGGUGGGGGACCCCGAGGGAGAGGGAGAUCGAUCGGGUGUGUGAGUUCAUGCUGGACCAGGUCGAUGCGGGUAAGGUGGACGAUGUGGAUUAUGCGCUGACGACCUUCGCGUUGCUCGGGACCGGGGACGGCGAGUUGGUGAGGAAGGGGUAUGAGAAGAUGCAUACGGCGCUGAAGCAUAGGAAGUGGUACUUCGACAAGUGGAAACCCGAACCAUCCACGGCCGCCAUGGACCGUGAUAUGUUCCUCGAGUACCAACUCAGACCGCUGUAUGGCAUCCUCGUAUGCGCCAAGGAGGCGCUAUUCCCCUACACUCUUCUUUCACCGGAGCAAACGCAGGCCGUAUGCUCACAAACACGGGUCGUUCUGUCUACAUUCAAGGAAAAUCUGAAUUCGUUCGAUUGGGAGCAGUUGCUACCAACAGCUACGCUAGAUCCCUCACGGCCAAGAAGCAGGAUUUCAGCACCCAGCGAGGGGCCGGUACAAAGACGGCGUUUGCCCCGGAGGAGUCCGUCGAUCCCGGACGACCUCGGCGUCCUCAAUUGGUUCCGCUUGCGGUUCAGCUUCAAUGUCGUGGAGCCAAUCACAGCCCUCUGCGAGAAUCCACGCAGUGCGCAGGUCGUACCCGAGGGAACGGUCGAGGCGCUGCAGCGUAGCUGGACGGCGGUAAAGGCCUCGAUGGAUGCGCGCUUCCAUCUCCAGGGCUCUCGAUCUCCCAGUCCGGCUCCGGCUAUGCUGGAGGCACAGGACGGGCGGUAUCUACCGCCGAAUGCCAGGAGGAGUAUACGUGAGUUCGAAGGUAAAUUGGAGAAGCUGAGGCAGAUAGUCACCCGGAACGUGACGGGCGAGGAGAACAGUUUUUUGCUUGCACAUCCUGAUGUCUCCGUGCAGGUCCCAUCUCCAUCCGGGUCUGCACCGGCGGUUUUGCGGUCGUAG